This is a messenger RNA of Pyricularia pennisetigena, 441 nucleotides long. RefSeq lists its product as uncharacterized. Bases 1 to 441 code for a protein of 146 amino acids. Lineage: Eukaryota; Fungi; Ascomycota; Sordariomycetes; Magnaporthales; Pyriculariaceae. The transcript has a single exon. The record is from RefSeq and is a predicted model, not a curated record.
AUGUACAACGCGGACUAUAUCUACUGCUGCCGUCCCCUCCCAAGCACCGGCAAAAGUCCUGUACACGACACCAUCAGUUCACUGAUCAGUCACAGCUGCUAUACGCGAGAAAGCAAGGUCCUUCUACCAGAGCAACAGCAAAGCUUCAUCUGCAAAUCUAUUCAGUCCUUGCCGACAGCCAUAUACUCAUCGCCGUGCAAGUCACACCACUCGUCCUGCGUCAUGCCUUCGCACUACAGCAGGUCUCAGUGCCGCUGCGUCGUCUGGACCCUCUAUUACACACGCUGCGGUCACUAUGUUGACGCCAGCAGUAGCCGUGACUGCACCGCGAGCACUCACAACCCUACCGAAAUGGGCUGCGAGGAGCGCGAUGGGUACUGCAUGCAGCCCGACUGCCCUGCAUCAUAUUCAGGCAGGUCAAGUAGACGGAGCAGGCGCUAG